AUAAAUAAAAGAAAAGAAAAAACGGAUGGCGGAUACUCUCCGAAUAUCUCAUAACUCGAGCCGCGACAGCUACGUUCGAUGAAUAUCUGGUCCGUACGAGUCUCAGGCACCGCUAUAAAAGCCCCACACCAGAACAGAGCUCCAGCUGAUGGAGCUGCCUUCAAUUUCUCGCGCUCGGAAUCCCUCUCCUAUCCUCUGCUUCUCUUCAACUCCCACUUCCACGAGUUCCCGUUUCAUUUUCAAUUUCUCGGCGAGAAACAGGGGAAAUUUUCCGGAUGCCCGACGGUCCUGCAUCAGAGCUUCGGCGGAACGGAGCGGUGGCGAACGAAACGGAGAUCGGCGAGGAGGAGGAUUCUCCGGCCCCGCCAUGGAAGUCUCAACCUUCGAUCGGAGCUUCGGUGACACCGAAUUCCCCGUUUGGGAGAAGUUAGGAGCCGUUGUUCGGCUCAGCUAUGGCAUCGGGAUAUAUGUCGCCAUGGCGUUAGCGGGGAAGUUCAUAUGCUCGAUUACCGGCGUGGAUUACAUGGGAGGAUUCCAUCCGUCGUUGAAUGCUAUCUUGGAAGGGCUUGGAUAUGCCGCUCCUCCGAUCAUGGCCCUUCUUUUUAUAUUAGAUGAUGAGGUCGUGAAGCUGUCCCCUCAUGCCCGUGCCAUCAGAGAUGUCGAGGAUGAGGAGUUACGGAGCUUCUUCUAUGGAAUGUCGCCAUGGCAGUUUAUUCUCAUUGUUACGGCGAGUUCGGUUGGGGAGGAGCUCUUCUAUCGGGCUGCAGUUCAGGGGUCAUUGACUGACAUGUUCUUGAGAGGCACUGAAUUCAUGAAGGACGCGCAUGGAAUUGCGUCUCUGAGUGGCAUGCUGCCUCCAUUUGUCCCAUUUGCGCAAGCAUUUGCAGCUGUGAUCACGGCUGCCCUUACGGGAUCUCUAUAUUACGUGGCAGCCUCUCCAAAAGAUCCUACUUAUGUGGUUGCACCAGUCCUACGGUCACAAUGUGGCCGUGAAGAUCUCAAAAAGCUCUUUGCUGCGUGGUAUGAAAGAAGGCAGCUGAAGAAGAUCUAUUCCCCGCUUUUAGAAGGACUGUUGGCCCUGUACCUUGGCUUUGAAUGGAUUCAGACGGAUAAUAUUCUUGCGCCCAUGAUCACACAUGGUAUAUACUCUGCUGUUAUACUGGGGCAUGGCCUCUGGAAAAUUCACGAUCAUAGGCGUCGGCUCCGCCAGAGAAUUCAGCAGGUGAGGGUGGAGAGCAGAAAUUCAAAUAGACUGUAAAGCGGACCGGGCAGGUAUGUCAAUGAGGUAAUAUGAACGCUGGCGUGAACAACACUGCGGUAAGGCAACUUUAACUUGUCCAUGACGAAUGUACAGUCCCCUCAACUGAAGGCGAGUAUAAUCUUAGGAGUCAUUUCGCAUGUAGAAAACAAAUAAAAGCCAAUGUAUUCGGAGAGGUAUACUGUAUAUGAAUGGUUGUACUAGUUCUAGAUAGAAAUGUAGGCCUGUAAACUAGUUGUGAAUGAGUACAGCUUUUCUCCUGCCCACAAAGCUCAUGGGCCCGUUGAGCCGCUCUCUACGCAGAUGGAACUGUGGAUGCGGAAUCUUCUUGUCCCAAUCAAGUGAAGAUGAAUUAUAGGAUCCUUAUCCCCAAUAAAUGCAGUAUACUCGGGCUUUUGGUUUUGUUGAAAAGUCAAGGGGAUUUAAACUCCUUUUUGUUUUUUGGACGUGGAUGUAUUAAGUCCCCAAAAAAUCUCUCAGAUUGGAAGA
Molecule: messenger RNA, 1747 nt
Organism: Magnolia sinica
Lineage: Eukaryota; Viridiplantae; Streptophyta; Magnoliopsida; Magnoliales; Magnoliaceae
Exons: 9
Coding region: 149-1258 (369 amino acids)
Biological process (GO): CAAX-box protein processing
Cellular component (GO): membrane
Molecular function (GO): metalloendopeptidase activity
Source: RefSeq, a predicted model, not a curated record